Molecule: messenger RNA, 1037 nt
Organism: Rosa chinensis
Lineage: Eukaryota; Viridiplantae; Streptophyta; Magnoliopsida; Rosales; Rosaceae
Product: ethylene-responsive transcription factor 2
Exons: 1
Coding region: 99-752 (217 amino acids)
Biological process (GO): ethylene-activated signaling pathway; regulation of DNA-templated transcription
Molecular function (GO): DNA binding; DNA-binding transcription factor activity
Source: RefSeq, a predicted model, not a curated record
AACUACUCGGGACUUCCUAAACUCACAGCACAGCUAGUCAACUACAACAUAUAUUCAAGACCUUCAUACAACGUCCCAGAUUUCAAAAACAAAAGAAAAUGUCCACAGAAACAAGCUUCUCAAACUCAGACUGGGCUCUCUUGGAAUCGAUCCGCCAGCAUCUUCUCGAAGACGAUUUCGAUACCCAGUCGGCAUUUUCCACUGACUCUCCAGCUCAAAAUACUUCCAGCUCUAACUGCACUGAGAUAUCGAACAGUGAUGCGGAGAUAGUGGAGCAGAACCAAGCAUUCACUAGUGAAUUUGAGGCGGAGGUGGCGGCGCGUGAACACCACACACCAUCGGGUCAGAGGCAUUUUAGAGGAGUGAGGAGGCGGCCGUGGGGAAAGUACGCGGCGGAGAUAAGGGACCCGAAAAAGAACGGGACGAGAGUGUGGCUCGGGACCUACGAGAAGGCGGAGGACGCAGGAUUGGCUUACGACCGAGCCGCUUUCAAAAUGCGUGGCUCCAAAGCUAAGCUUAAUUUUCCUCACUUGAUUGGCAUGCAUGAUGUGGAGGUGGGCCGUGUGCUUCCCAAGCGUGCCUCGCCGGAGCCGUCAUCUCCGUCCUCCACGACGUCGACUGAAGAUGGCUCGCCGAAGCCAAAGGGGUGGAGUGGGCUUGGCUGCGGCGGAAGCCCAGUUGGAGGAAGCUGCUCAAGAGUUUCAUGUGUUCCAAGUGGACUCAUUCACAUUUUGCAACGAACUAUUGGUUGAGGAUAUGGCGCUCUUGUCACCAUCUGAAUGCUCAGACAUUCUUUCUUUUUUGGAGUGAUUUUUCCGGCGAACAAAAAUGUAAAUUUUGCAUUAUAGGUAUUAGCUUCUUCAGAUUUAGAUCAUUUUUGGUACAAUUUCUCAAGAUUUAUUUUACCAUAUAAAGUAUCUAAAAUCUCAAAAGCCGAAAACAAAUUAACAAUAUUUGUGAGAGAGGUUAUUGAAGAAAAACAGACACAAACUUGUGGAAGCUUUUCUGGUAUAUUACUUCAUUAAAGAAAAAGUGAU